AUGGCAAAACAAGGCGGAGAUGCAGAAAUAGGUGACUAUUUUACAGCAAGUCACGACACCCAGAUUUUUUUAUUGCUUAACAUUCUAUCUAUCAAAUAUGUUUUGUAUUAUUUGUUUCUUAUCAGCCCAGAAAGGAAGGCAGAAUCGCAAUCACCAUUUUCAACCCAGAACCAACAGGAAGAGCUGAGCCUGCCAAUUACUUCAGCAUCACACCCCAGCCAUCCUGAGCAGCGCCCAAUAGAUACUUUUCUCCGUAAAGCGCCACCAUCUUCUUCUUCAAAAGUGGAAACUUUAGAACCUUGUUUCAAACCUCUUGCUCCCAAAUACCGCUCAGAGCCAGCAUUCACCGCUAUUCAGCCAACAACGUUGAAAAUAAAAGUUUUCAAGAACCCCCCUGAUGCCAGUGGUCGCUAUGCGCUGGAAAAUAAGCGCCUUUGGCAUGUCAAUGCCUCAAAUAUUGGAGAACUCACUCUGGCAAAAACAACUAAGCAGUUUAAAGAGUACUUCAACACAAAAAAUGAGCUGAAGUUGUCGUACUUUGACGGAGAAGAAGAAAUGUUAAUUUUGAAGAACGAAUAUUUGAUUGAAACAUGUUCUUUCUUUCUACAAUGCUUUCAGAAGUAUGAAAACCAUACCGAAUUUCUGAAAAUAUCUGCUACCGAAACGAUGGCGGAUACGCUUAGUACAACCUCAGUAAAAUUUGCAGUACAAAACAAAGCCUCUGUUCUCAGCAUGUACAACGCCGCUACGAGAUCGGCACCACAGCAAAAAACCAACACCAACGGGCCGACAGGCGAAACAGAAUCGAGAGACUACAAGAAAAUGCAGAAGAUGAAGGUCAAGGUCAGCAAUGAAUUCAAUUGCAAAGAAGAGCAGGCAGAUAUGAUCAGCAAAUCAGAAAUCAAAUGCACUGCCUGCAAGUGUGUAAUAAAACUCGGAAAGCCUUUUAACAUCCAUAACUUUAGGAGACACACCAGACGCUGCAAAAAGAUAGACGGGCAAGCUUCGAAGUCCAUAUCAAGCCUAUUUAUGGCAAUGACUGCAAUCGCCCAGCGCGUCUCUGACAAAGCGAAGGAAAUGGUGGAAUAUGUCCUUAAACUUCGGAACAAAGGAGAAUCAUCGAAUGAUUCAAUUGAUGUCCUUUUAACCGUGUUAGAUGGUGUGGCGGACAGGCCCUGUACUCUUGAGGCUGCUACAGACGACAUCAAACGCCUUUGUCUGAAAGUUGUGGGUUCUUCCGCACAUCCCCUCCUCGUCCACUUAUCAGAGCUGUGUGAGGAAGGCAACAUCAGUGAGCCAAAUGGUAGUGACGAGGAACGGAGCUCAACUAGUGAAGGCGACGAUGAGGAAGAACAUCAAGACAAUUCUCCGUUAUGA
Molecule: messenger RNA, 1377 nt
Organism: Nematostella vectensis (starlet sea anemone)
Lineage: Eukaryota; Metazoa; Cnidaria; Anthozoa; Actiniaria; Edwardsiidae
Exons: 5
Coding region: 1-1377 (458 amino acids)
Source: RefSeq, a predicted model, not a curated record